AUGGCAGCACGCACGCCCAUGUUUUUGUACCUGCCGGCUCGGCGAACAACGGGCGUUCGCUCCUCGUCGCGCAAGCGUAGUUCAAAUUCAUCCGCCAUAUUCGUCGUGUCAGACGGAGUGCAGUGCACGGCUGUGACAUGUUUAUUCGUAAACUGCAUAAAACUUAUGACAUCGAGUCGUCACUGGUGCUUGUAUUAUUUAGAUAACUCUUCAAAUAUGCGAUUUGAUGGAGUCUUGAAUGGAUACUCGCGUCGUUUGUUGAAUUAUAAACGUGCAUCGAACAGUGCAUUCGUGUGUUUAUGA
Molecule: messenger RNA, 303 nt
Organism: Spodoptera littoralis (African cotton leafworm)
Lineage: Eukaryota; Metazoa; Arthropoda; Insecta; Lepidoptera; Noctuidae
Source: the annotation of a GenBank genome assembly